Messenger RNA from Suncus etruscus (white-toothed pygmy shrew), 2579 nucleotides. It is a transcript of the gene RNPEPL1, whose product is annotated as arginyl aminopeptidase like 1. Lineage: Eukaryota; Metazoa; Chordata; Mammalia; Eulipotyphla; Soricidae. The transcript has 11 exons. Gene Ontology annotation, molecular function: metalloaminopeptidase activity; zinc ion binding. The coding region runs from base 1 to 2139 and encodes 712 amino acids. The record is from RefSeq and is a predicted model, not a curated record. Gene Ontology annotation, biological process: proteolysis.
AUGGCCGCGCAGUGCUGCUGCCGCAAGGCGCCGGGCGCCGAGGCCGCGCCCGCCCGCCCGCCGCCCGAGCCGCCGCCCGCCCUGGACGUGGCCUCGGCCUCCAGCGCGCAGCUCUUCCGCCUCCGCCACCUGCAGCUGGGCCUGGAGCUGCGGCCCGAGGCGCGCGAGCUGGCCGGCUGCCUGGUGCUCGAGCUGUGCGCGCGGCGGCCCGCACUCCGCGCGCUCGUGCUCGACGCGCACCCGGCCCUGCGCCUGCACUCGGCCGCCUUCCGCCGCGCCCCCGCGCAGACCUGCGCCUUCGCCUUCGCCGCCCAGCCGGGGCCCGCGCCGCCGCCGCCGCCGCAGCCCGCCUUCCCGGACGCGCCCUCCGCCGAGCCCGCCGGCUGCCCGCUGGCCUUCCGGCUCGACCCGUUCACCGACUACGGCUCCUCGCUCACCGUCACCCUGCCGCCCGAGCUGCCGGCGCACCAGCCCUUCCAGGUCAUCCUGCGCUACACCUCGACCGACGCGCCCGCCAUCUGGUGGCUGGAGCCCGAGCUGACAUACGGCCGCACCAAGCCCUUCGUAUUCACGCAGGGCCACUCUGUAUGCAACCGCUCCUUCUUCCCCUGCUUCGACACGCCCGCGGUGAAGUGCACCUACUCAGCUGUGGUCAAGGCGCCAUCCGGGGUGCAAGUGCUGAUGAGCGCCACACGGAGCACCUACGAGGAAGAGGAGGGCGUCUACCGCUUCCACAUGGAACACCCCGUGCCCGCCUACCUCGUGGCCCUGGUGGCCGGGGACCUCCAGCCGGCUGACAUCGGGCCCAGGAGCCGCGUGUGGGCUGAGCCUUGCCUCCUGCCCACGGCCACCAGCAAGCUGUCAGGCGCCGUGGAGCAAUGGCUGAGCGCUGCGGAGCGGCUCUAUGGGCCCUAUAUGUGGGGCAGGUACGACAUCGUCUUCUUGCCCCCUUCCUUCCCCAUCGUGGCCAUGGAGAACCCCUGCCUCACCUUCAUCAUCUCCUCCAUCCUGGAGAGCGACGAGUUCCUGGUCAUAGACGUCAUCCAUGAGGUGGCCCACAGCUGGUUCGGCAACGCAGUCACCAAUGCCACCUGGGAGGAGAUGUGGCUGAGCGAGGGGCUGGCCACCUAUGCGCAGCGCCGCAUCACCACGGAGACUUACGGUGCUGCCUUCACCUGCCUGGAGACCGCUUUCCGGCUGGACGCCCUGCACAGGCAGAUGAAGCUGUUGGGCGAGGACAGUCCGGUCAGCAAGCUGCAGGUCAAGCUGGAGCCAGGGGUGAACCCCAGCCACCUCAUGAACCUCUUCACCUACGAGAAGGGGUACUGCUUUGUGUACUACCUGUCCCAGCUCUGCGGGGACCCCCAGCACUUCGACAACUUCCUUCGUGCCUACGUGGACAAGUACAAGUUCACCAGCGUGGUUGCACAGGACCUGCUGGACUCCUUCCUGAGCUUCUUCCCAGAGCUGAAGGAACAGAGUGUGGAUUGCCGAGCAGGGCUGGAGUUUGAGCGCUGGCUCAACGCCACAGGACCCCCUCUGGCCGAGCCUGACCUGUCCCAGGGGUUCAGCCUGACCCGGCCUGUGGAGGCGCUCUUCCAGCUCUGGACCGCUGAGCCUGUGGACCAGGCCGCUGCUUCAGCCAGUGCUGUGGACAUCUCCAAGUGGAGGACCUUCCAGACAGCACUCUUUCUGGACCGCCUGUUAGACGGCUCCCCACUGCCACAAGAGGUGGUGACCAGCCUGUCCCAGUGCUACUCGGCCCUGCUGGACUCCAUGAAUGCCGAGAUCCGCAUCCGCUGGCUGCAGAUCGUGGUGCGCAACGACUACUACCCAGACCUGCACCGAGUCCGGCGCUUCCUAGAGAGCCAGAUGUCCCGCAUGUACACCAUCCCUCUGUAUGAGGACCUGUGCACCGGAGCUCUCAAGUCCUUUGCCCUGGACGUCUUCUACCAGACCCAGGGCCGGCUGCACCCCAACCUGCGCAGGACCAUCCAGCAGAUCCUGUCCCAGGGCCUGGGUCCCUGCGGCGAGCAGGGGGCCACAGGGGAGGCCCAGGCGGCGCCAGCUGCCCUGCUGCGGGGAGACGAGGCCCCAGGCAGCGCCAUCGCUCUCAGGGAUGUCAACGUGUCUGCGUAGCCUCUGCCUGCAGAUGCCACAAUUGUGCCUUUCCAGGCCACCAGACUGUGGCCCCUCCCAGCUGACUGCGGGCUGUGGGCCAGGGGCUGGCCCGCCACAACCCCACAUUGUGCCUUAUGUCUGUGAGGGGGGCCCCCACUUGCAGUCCCCGCAGCUGUCUCCUCUCCGAGGCCAAGGGACGAGGACCAGACAUGCUCUCCUUUGUGGGCAGCGGACACGUGAGCACACAAAGUGGCCACCCUGGGCAGGGAGAAGCCUUAGCCCCUCAGGGAAUUCGGGGUCCUGGGCCCCAGGGACCGGAUGGGACAGGACAAUGCAGUGACUCUCUGGGGACAGGCGGCAGGUGCUCUUAGCCCCCGGGAAUCCUGACCACGCACACUGGGACGCCAGACCCACGGGCAGUCCCAUUCAUUAAACCCCACUCUGCAAAUGACCCAAAA